Messenger RNA from Folsomia candida, 1431 nucleotides. RefSeq lists its product as uncharacterized. Bases 72 to 1262 code for a protein of 396 amino acids. Lineage: Eukaryota; Metazoa; Arthropoda; Collembola; Entomobryomorpha; Isotomidae. The transcript is spliced from 3 exons. The record is from RefSeq and is a predicted model, not a curated record.
CAAAGUUUUAGUUAAUCAAAUCAAUAAUGAAUUAAUAAUUUUUCCCACUUUUUACAUUGAAUGAAUUUUGAAUGAAAAGAUGUUUUUUGAACAGAUAUACACUUAAGCAAGUCAAGAAAGGAAAUCUUACUACAAUCCCGUUCGAAUUGAAGGAUAUCUCCCUCAUGGAUCCAAAACGUGGAUUAAUCUUCCCAAAACUAACUUACAGCCCAGUAAUCACCGCUAAAAUAAAAAGGCUUACCGACAAAUUUAAAUCGUACUGGGGUCAACUAUCUCAAAGUGGCGCGCUGGAAAUGGGCUACAAUUCUGCAGCCGCAAACGAAAAGUUGGACGAGUUGUCGAUGCCGAUUGACAAAUGGUUGUCGGGACAUAACCUUAGCGAGCUAAUUCCGCUCUUUUACCCUCCCAUUACUGCUCAGGGAUACGGCGACGUGAGAAAUAUCGCAGUAUUGUACGCCAUGAAACUCAUUGUUGCCGAGGACAUCGAGUUGCUGACCUUAAUCGGUGACAACACCGCUUUUCAGGUGAAGGAAGGAUUCGACACGUUUGUCCACAGAAUUGCAGAAACCGUACGAGAUAAAUACCUCGGGUGGAGGGCGGUCAGGAUAGAGAGAUUACGGCAGACGGGAACGCAACAGGUGACAUUUCGCGUGGGAAAUUUUCAAAUUGUGCGUACCUGUGGGAAAACAAUUCUCGCCUUUCCCCCACUCCUGGGGCAAGUUGCCACCCUACUUAGCGAUAUUAAUUGGAAGGAGAAACACAUUUUUAGUCAAGUAAAAGUCCACAAAUAUAUGACGAGUGGAAAUGACAUCCCGAAUUUGCAACGAAACGUGUACCUUGGAUUAGUACCAAUUAGCCGGAAUGAAAGUCGCGACAUAAUCCCCGAACUUAUUCCGUACGCAGGUGAUGGAGAAGUGGUCGCGUUUACCAAGCAAAUGAAAGGGACACGCCCUUACUACACCGGGUAUUCCUGGAUUUAUGGAGAUUAUACCGACCCAGCGAAUGGGGCUGAUAUAUUCCUUAUGCUCACCAAGUUGACAGGAACACUAAGAAAGAUACAUCCAUUUUCCAGAACGCUUUUCACCUCGGUCACCGAUUACUUUCCCCACGUGACCGGACAAUCCAUCAGGGACGGUUUUUACCGUGAUUUUGAGUCAAUUCAAGGUGAUGGAGGGCUUUAUUUUGCCACGACGCUGCUCACGUUUGAAACUGUAAAUGGUGCGAUUGAAAUGGGAGAGAAAUUCGUGGAUAAGUAUUUUUGACAUGUCGAAUUGUUUCAAAAUAUUACAAUUUGUUAAGUCGCUGAAUUAUUAUUUUUUAUUUAAAAUUUUCAAGCGUAUCGAUGCAGUUAAAGUUGUGUAAAUAUGUGCGUAUGCUUAUGGAGGAAGGGUUAAGUUAAGUUAAUUAAAGUAAUUAAUACCCGACUGGAAU